This is a messenger RNA of Oncorhynchus kisutch (coho salmon), 1056 nucleotides long. RefSeq names its product dual specificity phosphatase DUPD1. Bases 326 to 916 code for a protein of 196 amino acids. The transcript is spliced from 5 exons. Gene Ontology annotation, cellular component: cytoplasm. The record is from RefSeq and is a predicted model, not a curated record. NCBI's taxonomy places the organism in Eukaryota, Metazoa, Chordata, Actinopteri, Salmoniformes, Salmonidae. Gene Ontology annotation, molecular function: protein tyrosine/serine/threonine phosphatase activity; MAP kinase phosphatase activity. Gene Ontology annotation, biological process: negative regulation of MAPK cascade; protein dephosphorylation.
GUCUUGCUGGAAGAUCCACUUCUGACCAAGUGUCCACCUCCAGGCAGAGGCAACCAGGUUUUGGCUAAAAUGUCCUUGUACUGGGUAAGGUUAAUGAUGCCGUUCAUCUUAACAAGGGCCCCAGGACCAGUGGAAGCAAAACAGCCCCAUAACAUCAAAGAUCCACCACCAUAUUUUACAAGCAAACCCCCGAAGCAAAAGAGGAACUGUAAUUCAUGAACCCUGCAAGAGGAGGGAGACUAGAGGUAAGUAGAGCAGACUGAGUGGGAGUUCUACCAGCAACAGGAGUUUCAGACCACCACCAUCACCACCCAGACAGCCAGACAUGCUCCAGGGCAUGGACAGCAUCAGAAGUUGUUUGGGGGGUUCGGAGGGGGCAGAGAGCAGGUACGAGACUCCACCAGCCUCAGAGCUCCAGAGGCUGAUGUGGACCAAACCAGGGACCAGUGACCAUAUGGAUGAGGUCCAGCCCAGGAUCUACAUAGGAGACAUGUAUGCAGCCAAAGACAAGAGGACACUCCGGACUCAUCACAUCACCCACGUCUUGAACGCAGCGGAUGGGAAGUUUAAUGUGAACACAGGUGCCAGCUACUACAGGGACACAAAAAUAUCCUACCAUGGAGUGGAGGCAUUCGACAUGCCCUCAUUUGACCUCAGUACAUUCUUCUACUCUGCAGCCAAAUUUAUCAAGACCGCCCUGAGCUCACCCACCAGUAAUGUGUUGGUCCACUGCGCGAUGGGUCUGAGUCGCUCGUCCUCUCUGGUCCUGGCCUACCUGAUGAUCGAUAAGAACCUGACCCUGGUGGAUGCCAUCAAGGCUGUGGCUGCAAACAGAAACAUCUGUCCCAACGCUGGAUUCCUGGAGCAGCUCCGAGACCUGGACAAACAACUCCACUACCAGGCUAGACGACAAUGAGAACACAUUUUUGAUGAGACAUAGAUGGAUAGUGUAAUAGUGUAGGGGACAACUGUGCAGUCACUAUACUCAUACUGUAAAUGGUUUCAUUAUUUUGUGUAAAGAUGUGUCAGAAAUAAAUCCAUUGCUAAUGUGAUCAA